Struthio camelus australis is the source of this 3395-nucleotide messenger RNA. Lineage: Eukaryota; Metazoa; Chordata; Aves; Struthioniformes; Struthionidae. The record is from RefSeq and is a predicted model, not a curated record.
AUGGAUGAGGUGUUUUGCUCGCUCCGGCGGGCUGUGGAGCAGCAGGCGCAGCUGCUGUGCCGGAGCCCCCGCCAGCCCGCCCGACCUAGCGGGAGAGAGGAGCCGCAUCCGAGGAUCGGCCCUGGAGGACGAAGGCUGCUGGUUGGGGCACCCCAAGAUGUGGACACGGAGAAUAGCACGCGGACGGGCGCCGUCUACUCCUGCCCCCUCACCGCCUCCAAAAGCGACUGCCAGAGGCUCGAUAUUGAGUUGACAAGUGAGCCGGACAAGUACAUCAUCGAGGACAUGUGGCUGGGAGUGACGGUGGCCAGCCAGCGGCAGCCAGCUGGGAGGGUGCUGGCCUGCGCUCACCGCUACACGAAGGUGCUGUGGUCGGGCAGCGAGGACCAGCGGCGCAUGGUGGGCAAGUGCUACGUGCGGGGCAAUGACCUGCGCCUCAACAUCAGCGACGAGUGGCAAACCUACCACAACGAGAUGUGCAACUCCAACACGGACGCCGAGGAGACGGGCAUGUGCCAGAUGGGCACCAGCGCCGGCUUCACCGCCAACAUCAUCUACUUUGGGGCGCCUGGCGCCUACAACUGGCAAGGUACCAACUACAUGCUGCAGCGGGAGAUGUGGGACCUGCACGACUUCUCCUACCCCAACAAAAAGAACGGCAACACCUACAUAGGGUACACGGUGGAGAUGGGCAGCGCCGUGCUGCAGCAGGAUGCGGUGACCGUGGUGUCGGGCGCUCCCCGGUACCAGCACACGGGCGCUGUGUAUCUGCUGAGCCGCAGCCCCCAGCACACCCUGGAGAAGAGCCUGUUGCUCCGCGGCCACCAGGUCGGCUCCUACUUUGGCAGCGCUGUGGCCCUGGCAGACCUCAACAACGACGGGUGGCAGGACCUGGUGGUGGGAGCCCCCUACUACUUCAAGCGGAAGCAGGAGGUAGGGGGUGCCGUGUACGUGUACAUGAAUGAGGUGGGGGGCUUCCGACCCGAGCCCAGCCUGAUGCUCACCGGCCCCAGCUACUCUGCCUUUGGCUUCGCCGUGGCCAGCAUCGGGGAUAUCAACCAGGAUGGCUUCCAGGACAUUGCUGUAGGGGCUCCUUUUGAGGGGCCCGGCAAGGUCUACAUCUACCACAGCAGUGCAGAAGGACUCAUGGACAAACCCCGGCAGGUGAUCAGCGGCUCAGAUCUGGGUCCUGCCAGCAUGCGAACCUUUGGGUACUCGCUUAGCGGGGGGCUGGAUGUGGACAGUAACUCCUACCCUGACCUCUUGGUGGGCAGCUUGGCAGAGAGGAUUGCACUGCUCAGAGCUCGCCCUGUGAUCAACAUCCUGAACAAGACCUUGACGGUGAACCCCAGCAAGGUGGACCCUGCCCGGUGCACCCCUGACUCCUGUAUCAAGGUGACUGUGUGCUUCUCCUACAACCAGAGUGCCGGUGACCCCAAGUACAAGGAGAAGAUCGCCCUGGAGUACACGUUGGAGGCUGACAAGGACCGGCACCCACCCAGGGUGAGGUUUGAGGGGACGAACUCUGCCACCUACCGUGAUGUCUUACAAAUACUUGACACCAACUGCAGUACCAAAGAUCUCCUGCUGGUGGAGAACAUCCGGGACAAGCUACACCCCAUCGUGCUCUCCAUGAACUACUCACUGGUGGAGAGACCCAGGACCUUCCAGCUGGGCCUCCACUCCCUCAACGCCUUCCCCGUCCUCAAUGAGGACCAGUCCCACGAGAACGAGACCAAGAUUGAGUUCCAGAAGGAAUGUGGUGUGGACAACAAGUGCUACAGCAACCUCCAGCUCCAGAGUGGCUUUGUCACUGACCAGAACCAGUCCCUGCCCAGGCUGAACGGGACCCAGGUGCUGCAGUACAGCCGGGACAUGCGGAAGCUGUACCUGAGCGUGAACAUAACCAACAUGCCCACCACGGCCUUCAACGGCGAAGAUGCCCACGAGGCCCUGCUCAACAUCACAGUGCCUGCAACCCUGCUACCCUCUUCUGUCCGCCCGAGUGGGGCCUGUACCUUUGCGGAGACAGUGCUGUGUGAGCUGGGCAACCCGUUCAAGAGGAACCAGAGGGCAGAGCUGAUCAUCACCUUUGAGGCCAUUGGGAUCACGCUGGACACGCGGGAGGUCUUAGUGUGGCUGGACUUGUCCACGCAAAGCAUCCAGGAGGACCUGCAGCCCGUGCUGGCCAAGCUGCUGGUGGAUUAUAACAUCCAGUCGUCGCUGACCAUAGCCUCCUCCCAUGUCCAGUCGCACUUCAGCGGGACAGUAGUGGGCGAGUCGGCCAUGCAGAGAGAGCAGGACGUGGGCAGCGCCCUUGCCUUUGACUUUCAGGUGACCACCAAGGGAGAGUCGCUGGGUGCCCUGGGCACCAUCCUGCUCGGCUUCGAGUGGCCCUACGAGAUCCCCAAUGGCAAAUGGCUCCUUUACCCCACGGAGAUCCUCGUCAACAACAACGAGACCUGCCAGCCCCCCGGGGGAGUGAUUAACCCCCUCAACCUCACUCUCCUGGAGGACAAGACCCUGUCCCGGCAGAGACGGGAGCUGGACAGGUCGCAGCCGGUGGAGCCCCCCAUCACCCUGGCCACUGCCAAGAAGGCCAAGUCAGAAGUGGUGCUGAGCUGCUCCAAGGGCACAGCCCACUGCAUCUGGUUCGAAUGCCCCGUCCACGACACCCAGCACCCCACCACCUUCAGCAUCCACGCCCGCGUGUGGAACAGCACCUUCAUCGAGGAGUUCAGCGAUUUUGACCGGGUGAAGGUGGAUGGCACAGCGACACUGUUCCUCCGGACCCACGUCCCCACCAUCAACAUGAGGAACCACACAGUGCGGUUCUCCGUGGACAUCGACUCGGAGCUGACGGAGGAGCAGCCAGCCGAGAUCGCGCUGUGGUUAGUGCUGGUGUCUGUGGCGGCCGGGCUGCUGCUGCUAGGGCUGAUCAUCCUCCUGUUGUGGAAGUGCGGUUUCUUCCGGCGGGCCAACACGCGGGCCAUGUACGAAGCCAAGGGCCAGAAGGCAGAAAUGAAGAUCCAGCCGUCUGAAACGGAGCGGCUGACGGACGACUCCUAGCUGGGGGCAGCCCCGUGGCCCCCGAGCGCCCACUUCACCCGCUUGGUAAUGCCCCGGACCCUCGCUCCCUGCGUCCUGCUGGGCCGCAGCAGGACCCUUCUCCCCUCCAGCCUCCUCCGCUCUCCCUUCGCUGCUCCAUCCCUCCCUGCCCGUGCCGGGCUCUGUAGGGCCCCCACAGGGGUGCAGGGUCUCCAUGUGCAUCUCCCUCGAGCUGCUGCAGGACUGUUGUUCCUUUCCAUCUUUGAGGCCGCAGGCUUUGCUGGCCUCUGCCCCCCGUGAGAGCCUUGGAGCGGCUGGGAUGGAGGCAGCAGACAGCCUCCUCGAGG